Messenger RNA from Ostreococcus lucimarinus CCE9901, 3002 nucleotides. RefSeq lists its product with no specific name. NCBI's taxonomy places the organism in Eukaryota, Viridiplantae, Chlorophyta, Mamiellophyceae, Mamiellales, Bathycoccaceae. The transcript has a single exon. The record is from RefSeq and is a predicted model, not a curated record. Bases 1 to 2979 code for a protein of 992 amino acids.
AUGCGUCGUGCGCUCGCCUGCGCGCUCGCCGCGGCGCUGUGCUGCGCCAGCGCGCACGCGAGCGCGUCGACACCGCGCGCGUCCGGUGCCCCCGGCGCGCGCCCGUGGAUCGUCGAACGCGCUGAACUGCACGGCCUGAGCACGAACGCGCUCGAGGAAGCUUCGAGCAACGUUGAAACGAUCGUCUCGCGAGAUUGCUUCCUCGUGGCGAAGGAUGGGGCGAUCGUGCACGAGUCCUACUACGGCGCGAACGACGCCAACACCCAAACGACGACGGAUGGCGUCGGCGCGCUCGCGCUGGUCGCGGCGGUCGGCGUCGCGGUGCAGCAAGGAUUGUUUGAGUUAGACGCGCCGUUGUCGAAGUACGACUUGCGCUCGGUUGAGGAGGCGUUCGGGGCGUACGCGGAUAAGGUGAGCGUGCGACAGCUGUUGGCGCAGACGCACGGCGGCGGUUCGCGCGAACCGGGGACGACGUUCGAACGCGACGACCCGAGAAAUGAUGGGUUCUUGGAUAUAGUCGGUGACAUAAUUGAGUUGAGAAGUGGGAUGAAGCUCUCGGAAUGGGCGCGCGUGAAUGUCGGGGAAAAACUCGGCGCGCCGGAGAUGUUUGCGAGCUCGUCUAGGGCGGACGGGAACGACGGCGCGUCACUUUGGAGAGAUUUGCGAAUGUCUUGUCGCGACGCCGCCAAGCUCGGACAGUUAUUCGUGAACCAAGGAAGGUGGACGAGCGUCGAUGGGAGCACGCGACAGAUGUUUGAUCCCACCUUUGCGGUAUCGGCGUUGUCGGUGAGUUAUCCGUCGCUCAACCAAGCGCACGGCUUGAUGACGUGGCUUCACGUCCCGGUGAGCGCAACCGGGACGCAAUGCUGCGCACCGCGAACGACGAAAACGUCGUGCGGAAUGAGUGCAGAAGCCAUCAGUGGGCCGAUACUCGGGAGAAACGCUCCGCACGCGCCCGUGGCUGUGAGCUUGGGCGAUGAAGGAUCGAUGAUUUUCAUGUUGCCGGAGACGAAGACGGUGGUGGUCACUCUGGGACGCACAGCGCCCGGAUCACCUGCGUGUCCAGUGGCACCCUCGGAUGUCGUCGCCAAGGUGGGUAGCGGUCGAAGAGACGAUGCGUAUUUGAUGCGCACGAUCUGGUCUGCCAUGGGCGGCGCGCUGAAGCCGGUGGAGUUGGACUCGCCGACGAAAAAGUCAAAACGCACCGCCGCGCUCGAGCAUGACUGGCACAGAUGGGAGGAAAAGAAGGCAUCGAAACAUUCAAAAAAGCAUAGCACAGAUAGCGACGAUCGCGUGGCGAGCGAAGGCUCGAGCGAGGGCGCGUCGAGCAGUAUUCUCGACGCCGUGCGCGAAGCCAUCACGGAAGUCAUGGGGGGCGAGGCGAAGAAGGAUGGAUUAAUUCACGACGAUCACGCGACGUACGAGGCUCCCGGCGACGCUGGCGAGAUGAAACCGACGACGUUUCGGUUACCAAUGCCAAGUCCUGGCGACUUAGCCGCGGAGGAGUACGAGAAGCGUCAGAUUGAAUACGCGCGUCAAAUGCAAGAACGCGAGUACAAAAAGUUUGAAGCCGGAGUGCAGAAGGAUUAUCGCAAAGCGUUGAAGCAAACGCGCGAAAAAUACCAAAAGGCUAUGCGUGCGGCGCAGUCAAUUACAAAUGUAGCUCAGCGUGCGCAAGCAGAAGACGUCGCCGCGGCAGAGUACCUCGAAGCUGUCAACAAGAUUGAAGAGACGGGUAAGCAGGCGUUACAGCAGUUGGACUCUUGGCGUAAGGCGACGCUUCCUCCGUUGAAGGGCGAUGAAGACGUCGGUUUCGGCGCGUCAAAGAACAAGGGAAGUGAUCUCGGCUCGGUCGCCGCACACCGUGCGAAACCGAACGCCAUCGACGAUCUUUCCUCCGUCAUGAGCGGCGUCUCUGAAAAGAUGCGCAGCAUCGGUCUUCGCGCCUCGGAGAAAAUUGAUUUCGAGGACAAUAGGCGUGGCGACACCAAAGAAGACGCCGAUGACGGCACGUUUUCCUUGCCAAAACUCGGUGAUACGCACGUUGUCCCGCAUUCAAUGCGUGGAUCUUGCGUGUGCGGGUGCCCGAACACGAAGACGUCGCAAGCGACGUGCUUUGACGUCGACGCCAGCGCGCUCGGAUCGUCCGAGCAAGCCGCUGACGCGUGUUCCGCGAUGCACUCGCGCGCUGGACUUGGAUGCCCGCACACGGGCAUUGUGCAGCAGUGUGGUGAAGUGAUCGGCAAGCGAGGUUUUGCGAGUGACGAUCUUGAGUGUAGACAAGUUCGAAAAUGUCCGCGCUCAAAGGAAGACGCGGCGAAAACGGCCUUUUUGGCGGCGGUGUUUGAUUGCACGCCGACGAGGUUCGCAUCGUGCUCAUUCGUUGCAGAACCGUGUGCGCACUCGCACGUGGUAAUCAAACCAGUUCUUCAAACGGAAGACGACGCGUCCGCACUCGCCCGACCGCAACAUUUGAGGCGCGCCGCGCACAGGUUCCACGAGCACCAGCACGCGCACUUGCACGGCAACGCCAUGCAACGAUGGUUUCAACAAUCGUCCGCCGAAUUGAGCGUUGCCUUAGCCGUCGUCAUCCUCGCUUUGGCCUUGAUGACCGUUGCGAGCAAGUGGCCGACCGCGGUGACGGGCGGCGAUAUGUUCUUUGGGCAGUUACCGCCGAGACAAGUUCGAAGAAUGUCGCCGGGCGUCGCGGAACGCGCGCCGCUGCUCGCCUCAAAGACGCGUCAACCGCACGUGCGAAGCGUCUCGGUUUCAUCCGAAAUCCCGCCGAGCUCGCCGAGCUCGCCGAGCUCGGAUGAAGACGAGUCGCCGGUUCGACGGGAUGUCGUGCAGCGAUUUCCGCGUCCGAUCAAGGUGACGCAACCGCAAACCGGCGAGGCGUACGAAGAAAUCGUCAAGCCGACUCGCCGCGUCCCCGUUUCGGAAGUUUCCGCCGACGAUGACGACGACUCGGCGGUGUGAUCGGGGUGCGACUGGAUAUAGGU